This is a messenger RNA of Gongylonema pulchrum, 858 nucleotides long. Lineage: Eukaryota; Metazoa; Nematoda; Chromadorea; Rhabditida; Gongylonematidae. The record is from the annotation of a GenBank genome assembly.
AUGGCAGCUGAUGAUAAUACUCAUCGUCUUUGGCAGCAUCAGCCAGUUCGCAUGGGCGAGAACAAGGAAUGGACAAAUGAAGAGCUGAAAAUUCUACACGAUUGCAUUAAUCGAUUUGGUGUAAGCGACAACUGUGUGUUCAGUGCAACAAGGAGUAUCGAAAGGCGUUCUAUGCUCGAAAUACGCGAUAAGCUAAGUGAAAUUGGCGAACUGACCCGACUCAGGCGGCAGGUGCGUAUCGCUGCCCGGAAGAACACGUGGCUGAAGGCAGUUACACCACCAUCCCAGACCUCCGAGGUACGUGAAGCCAAAAAAUCUGGAUUUUCAAUUCAGUGUUGGUCAGAUGCGCUGAGCACCAUCCAGAAAUCAAAGCAACGAAACACGGAUUAUUCAGACGCUUCUCUUUUGGAGUAUUUAGGGCAUGAAAUUAAAUGUCGACCGACGUCGACGGAAACGAGGAAACUUUUCCGGGUGACAGAUUCGACUUACUGUCGCGGUGCUGGCAAAGCAGAACUGAUCGAUUGCUCUCAUUAUUAUCGUUAUUUGCAAUCGUGUCUUUCUGGAUCAAGCAAAUUUGAUAACAUCAAACCUUUGAUUCCGAAAUGGUACAACUGUAUUUAUUUAGGUGCUGCAGUAUUUCUGAAUAUACUGGAUGAGAUACAGAAAGAGGUGGAUGAUCCAAAACAUGAAUUUCGUCGUCGCAUCCUGGCUGGUAUGUUCCGCGAUAUCCAGGACGGAGAUCUAUCGAUGUAUGACUUCCGAAACACUACAGCGGAUAGCGAUGAUGUGCUAAGUCAACAGUUAAAUCCGCUAUAUUUGCCACGUGAAAUGUUGGAAAUACAGAAAGAGCAAAGUUAA